UGAGCCGGGGUCUCGCGAGAACAUUCCUUUCCUUCGCAGCGCUACAGCUUUACUCUCGUCGCGACGAGAUCUUUCGAGAUCUUCUCCGCCCCCGCUACCGGUGCCCCAUCUGCGGCCGCUGAGCCGGAGCCGGCCUGAGCAGCGCUCUCCGCUGCCGCUCCCUUCCCAGGGACUUCCCGCGAGGACUCCCUCACGUCCUCCGCUAGCCCCGGCCCCCCGGUCCACGCGGCCCGCACUCUGCGCGCCAGCCCCGCCGGGGUCCGUGUCCUGUUUCGCCGGCCGGACCUGGGCUCGAGCCCGAACUGUAGCCGGCGCCAUGUCGGUGGUGGGCAUAGACCUGGGCUUCCAGAGCUGCUACGUCGCUGUGGCCCGCGCCGGCGGCAUCGAGACGAUCGCUAAUGAGUACAGCGACCGCUGCACGCCGGCUUGCAUUUCUUUUGGUCCUAAGAAUCGUUCAAUUGGAGCAGCAGCUAAAAGCCAGGUAAUUUCUAAUGCAAAGAACACAGUCCAAGGAUUUAAAAGAUUCCAUGGUCGAGCAUUCUCUGAUCCAUUUGUGGAAGCAGAAAAAUCUAACCUUGCGUAUGACAUUGUGCAGCUGCCCACUGGAUUAACGGGUAUAAAGGUGAAAUAUAUGGAGGAAGAGCGAAGUUUUACUACGGAGCAGGUGACUGCCAUGCUUUUGUCCAAACUGAAGGAGACAGCAGAAAGUGUUCUUAAGAAGCCUGUUGUGGACUGUGUUGUUUCGGUUCCUUGUUUCUAUACUGAUGCAGAAAGACGAUCAGUGAUGGAUGCAACACAAAUUGCUGGCCUUAAUUGCCUGCGAUUAAUGAAUGAAACAACUGCAGUUGCUCUUGCCUAUGGAAUCUAUAAGCAAGAUCUUCCUGCCCUAGAAGAGAAACCACGAAAUGUAGUUUUUGUAGACAUGGGGCAUUCUUCUUAUCAAGUUUCUGUAUGUGCGUUUAAUAGAGGAAAACUUAAAGUUCUGGCCACUGCAUUUGACACAACACUGGGAGGCAGAAAAUUUGAUGAGGUGUUAGUAAAUCACUUCUGUGAAGAAUUUGGGAAGAAAUACAAACUAGACAUAAAAUCUAAAAUCCGUGCAUUAUUACGACUGUCUCAAGAGUGUGAGAAACUCAAGAAAUUGAUGAGUGCAAAUGCUUCAGACCUCCCUUUGAGCAUCGAAUGUUUUAUGAAUGAUGUUGAUGUAUCUGGGACUAUGAAUAGGGGCAAAUUUCUGGAGAUGUGCGAUGAUCUCUUAGCUAGAGUGGAGCCACCACUUCGUAGUGUUUUGGAACAAGCCAAGUUAAAGAAAGAAGAUAUUUAUGCAGUGGAGAUAGUUGGUGGCGCGACACGAAUCCCUGCAUUGAAAGAGAAGAUCAGCAAAUUUUUUGGUAAAGAGCUUAGUACAACACUAAAUGCUGAUGAAGCUGUCACUCGAGGCUGUGCAUUGCAGUGUGCAAUCUUAUCGCCCGCUUUCAAAGUCAGAGAAUUUUCUAUCACUGAUGUAGUACCAUAUCCCAUAUCUCUGAGAUGGAAUUCUCCAGCUGAAGAAGGGUCAAGUGACUGUGAAGUCUUUACAAAAAAUCAUUCUGCUCCUUUCUCUAAAGUACUCACAUUUUAUAGAAAGGAACCUUUCACUCUUGAGGCCUAUUAUAGUUCCCUGCAGGAUUUGCCCUAUCCAGAUCCUGCUAUAGCUCAGUUUUUAGUUCAGAAAGUCACUCCUCAGUCUGAUGGCUCCAGUUCAAAAGUGAAAGUCAAGGUUCGAGUAAACGUCCAUGGCAUCUUCAGUGUGUCCAGUGCAUCUCUAGUGGAAGUGCUUAAGUUUGAGGAAAAUGAGGAACCGAUGGAAACAGAUCAGAAUGCAAAGGAGGAAGAGAAGAUGCAAGUGGACCAGGAGGAACCACAUGCUGAAGAGCAGCAGCAGAUGCCAGCAGAAAAUAAGGCAGAGUCUGAAGAAAUGGAGACCUCUCAAGCUGGAUCAAAAGACAAAAAGAUGGACCAACCACCUCAAGCCAAGAAGGCAAAAGUGAAGACCAGUACCGUGGACCUGCCAAUUGAGAAUCAGCUUUUGUGGCAGAUAGACCGAGAGAUGCUCAACUUGUACAUUGAAAAUGAGGGUAAGAUGAUCAUGCAGGAUAAACUGGAGAAGGAGAGGAAUGAUGCCAAGAAUGCAGUGGAAGAAUAUGUGUACGAGAUGAGAGACAAGCUUAGUGGGGAAUACGAGAAGUUUGUGAGUGAAGAUGAUCGUAACAGUUUUACCUUGAAACUAGAAGAUACUGAAAAUUGGUUAUAUGAGGAUGGAGAAGACCAGCCAAAGCAAGUUUAUGUCGAUAAAUUGGUGGAAUUAAAAAAUCUAGGUCAACCUAUUAAGAUGCGAUUCCAGGAAUCUGAAGAAAGACCAAAAUUAUUUGAAGAACUAGGGAAACAAAUCCAACAGUAUAUGAAAGUAAUCAGCUCUUUCAAAAACAAGGAGGACCAGUAUGACCAUUUGGAUGCUGCUGACGUGAUGAAGGUGGAAAAAAGCACGAAUGAGGCCAUGGAGUGGAUGAAUAACAAACUGAAUCUUCAGAACAAGCAGAGUCUGACCAUGGAUCCAGUUGUCAAGGCAAAAGAGAUUGAAGCUAAAAUUAAGGAGCUGAUGAGUUUCUGUAGCCCUGUAGUUUCAAAGCCCAAACCCAAAGUGGAACCUCCGAAAGAGGAGCAAAAAAAUGCAGAGCAGAAUGGACCAGUGGAUGGACAAGGAGACAGCCCAGGCCCUCAGGCUGCCGAGCAGGGUGCAGACACAGCUGUGCCUUCGGAUUCAGACAAGAAGCUUCCUGAAAUGGACAUUGAUUGAUUCCAACAAUUGUUUAUAUUAAAACAGACUAUUAUAAA
Messenger RNA from Neomonachus schauinslandi (Hawaiian monk seal), 2874 nucleotides. RefSeq names its product heat shock protein family A (Hsp70) member 4 (gene HSPA4). Bases 317 to 2836 code for a protein of 839 amino acids. Gene Ontology annotation, molecular function: ATP binding; ATP-dependent protein folding chaperone. The transcript has 19 exons. Gene Ontology annotation, biological process: protein folding. Gene Ontology annotation, cellular component: nucleus; cytosol. The record is from RefSeq and is a predicted model, not a curated record. NCBI's taxonomy places the organism in Eukaryota, Metazoa, Chordata, Mammalia, Carnivora, Phocidae.